AAUAAUUUUCAAGAUGGCGACUAUGGAAGAGGGAUUGCACUUAGAAAAAGAUAUCAACAGAGCGAUUGAUCUUUUGGAUGCCCUUCAAAAAAGUGGACAGAUCCCAUCGCAAAAAUUAGCAGCAUUGCAAAGAGUGCUUCAAAGUGAUUUCCUAAAUUCCGUGAGGGAAGUUUACGAACAUGUCUAUCAGACUGUAGACAUCAGUGGAAAUGAAGAAGUCAGAGCUAAUGCAACAGCCAAGGCAACAGUUGCAGCUUUUGCGGCCAGUGAAGGACAUGCCCAUCCUAGAGUGGUAGAGCUUCCCAAAACUGAAGAGGGACUUGGCUUUAAUGUAAUGGGUGGAAAGGAACAAAAUUCUCCCAUCUAUAUUUCUAGAAUUAUCCAGGGUGGGGUUGCUGAUAGACAUGGGGGUUUGAAGCGUGGUGAUCAACUUCUUUCUGUAAAUGGUGUGAGUGUUGAAGGAGAGCAUCAUGAAAAAGCUGUUGAACUUCUUAAACAGGCCAAAGGUACAGUGAGACUAGUGGUUCGCUACAAUCCCAGGGUAUUAGAAGAGAUGGAGGCAAGGUUUGACAAACAAAGAGUGUCGUCCAGAAGGAGGCAAUCACCAUAGCAACCAUCAUAACAAUGUUCAUCAAUUCUCAUAAAAUAGAUCAGAAAACAUGGUUUAGUUAAAAAAAAUGUAUUUUGUACCCAGAUAGGAUCAAAGCCACCAAUGGUUUGAUGGCUUGACAUUGUUCAGUUAGGAAUCAAUGAAAGGUUAGUGAUGUAGACAUGAUUAAUUGGCUGUCGUUUCAUAGAGAAGUUUUUUAUUCUGUAUUCAUUUGUAAAUCAGGAUAUUCAUUUGUUAAUCAAGGUUCUCUUUCCUUUUUUUUUUUAGCAUGUUUUAAAAUUUUGCUGCAAUAAAGGCACUUGUACAUUUUUUUAAAUGGUAGAAAGUUUACAAUUUGCAAAAUAUAUUGUAUAUAAUAUACUAUAUAUACAUGUAUAUUGAAAAAAAUAUUGGUUGUGUUAGAUUAAAGGAAAUAAAAGGUUUUAAUUUUA
Molecule: messenger RNA, 1041 nt
Organism: Saccostrea echinata
Lineage: Eukaryota; Metazoa; Mollusca; Bivalvia; Ostreida; Ostreidae
Product: protein lin-7 homolog C-like
Exons: 6
Coding region: 14-610 (198 amino acids)
Biological process (GO): maintenance of epithelial cell apical/basal polarity; neurotransmitter secretion; protein localization to basolateral plasma membrane
Cellular component (GO): synapse; basolateral plasma membrane; cell-cell junction
Molecular function (GO): protein binding
Source: RefSeq, a predicted model, not a curated record